Messenger RNA from Soboliphyme baturini, 702 nucleotides. The record is from the annotation of a GenBank genome assembly. Lineage: Eukaryota; Metazoa; Nematoda; Enoplea; Dioctophymatida; Soboliphymatidae.
AUGACUACCUUCAGCGCGUUUCUACCUCAUCAGUUAGCGCUCGGUCUAACGAAUAAACGCUCGCGUUGUCCUCCGCCGAUUCCGCCGAAGCCGACUUUCACGAAAUCAUCCUAUGGUGGUUCCCUAACUGACAACAGUUCAGGUGGAUCCCGGAUUCCAGGAGAUUUCACGAAUCAGUCCUUGGAAUCAUUGUCCAGCCACCGGUCAUGCUUUUCUCAGCGACGAAACUGUCAGUCUGAUUCAGAAGUUCAGCCUAUCUUGCAGAAGACAGUCACGCGCAAGUGCAAGUCUUGUUCCAACAUUCGGUUUUCCAAUCUUGCUUUCGUCAAGAAGAGCCCUGCCAGAAAAUGGCCUUUGCGUCAGAAGGCGAUGCAGGCACAUUUUUCCGUUCUUUCUGAACGCAGCAGUGCGUAUUCAGACUCAUCAUCAGAAGCUGAUGCAGAACAGUUGGAAGAGGAGAAGCGAGUUGAGAAGCUAAGUCAUAUCAUGCAGGAGAUCUGCAGUACCGAAUGGAAUUAUGUAGAAACCUUGAAGAAUUUGAGUCUGGAUUUUCCACAGUUCAUCAGAAAGCAAUCUCUGAAAGCGCAUCGAGAAUUAGUGGAACCUGAUAUUCCGGCAGAAAUCGCAAAGCAUCUUCAGGUUCUUCGCAAACUGCAUUCAGACAUUGCGAAUCAGUUCCAGGCUCGACUAAACUGCCGGUAA